GUCAGUAUGGAGCUCAGUCAACUUCCUCUUGUGUUCUUGCUGAUUUCAAAUAUCUACUCUGGACAAACUCAAGAAAGACUGAAACCCAGAGUGAUCAUUAAACCUGAUCAACAUGUGUUCAGAGGAGAAACAGUCACUCUCAGAUGUGACAUAUAUGAUGAAGGAGUCACUAGCUGGAGAUACUUCUGGUAUAAAGAAGGUUUAAACAGUGUUUUCAAGUAUGGACAGGAACACACAUUCAGUUCUGUUACUGAGUCUGACUCAGGUGAAUACUCCUGUAAUAGAUUUAAUGGAUCAAAACCGUCUCCCCGCAGUGAUGAAGUUACUCUGACAGUAUCAGGUCUUCCUAAACUGACUCUGACAAAUGAUCCUCAGAGUCCAGUGUUCACCGGAGACUCAGUUACUCUGAGAUGUGAGGGGAUUCAGUCACAGAAUGGAUGGGAGUUUCUCUGGAGAAAAGACUCAAACCCUGAAUCUACUGAAGAUCAAACUAAAACAAUCAAACCUGAGAAAGUCUCUGAUGGAGGAAAGUACAGCUGCAGAGCACGAAGAGGAGAAUAUUACACAGAUUACAGUAAACCUGUAACAGUAACAGUAUACGAAAGACCAAAACCCAGAGUGAACAUUAAACCUGAUCAACAUGUGUUCAGAGGAGAAACAGUCACUCUCAGAUGUGACAUAUAUGAUGAAGGAGUCACUAGCUGGAGAUACAGCUGGUAUAAAGAUAAUUCAAGAAGAGUUUUCAGUGAUGGACAGGAACACACAUUCAGUUCUGUUACUGAGUCUGACUCAGGUGAAUACUCCUGUGAAGGAUCAGAGAUCAGAGGAUCACGCCGGUCACACACGAGUGAUAAAGUUACUCUGAAAGUAUCAGAUCCCAAAUCAGUUUUAAGUGUUUCUCCACAGAAGUGGUUGACUGAAGGAGAUCCAGUGACUCUGAUCUGUGAGGUUCACAACUUCUCUACAGGCUGGACGUUCAGCUGGUUCACUUUAACUGAAUCACCAGGUGGUUAUCAUCUGCUCUCAGACAGCAGCAGAGGAGCAGGAGGAAGAUACAGGAUCAGUUCUGCUGCUGUAGAUCACACAGGAGUUUAUGUGUGCAGAGCAGAGAGAGAGAAAUCAUCUUAUAAAACACAGUACAGCAACACUCAGCUGCUGUGGGUCACCGGUGUUUCUGCUCCAGUCUCUCUGAGGGUCAGUCCCAGCAGAACUCAACACUUCACAUCUGACUCUCUCUCUCUGAGCUGUGAAGACCAGAGUAACUCUACUGUAUGGAGAGUGAGAACAUACACAGACCUCUGGGGACUGAAAGAUUGUUCAUCAAUACCUCGAGGAUCACACACAGGAUCUACAUGUACAAUCAGUUACGUCUAUACAUCACACACUGGAGUGUACUGGUGUGAGUCUGAAUCUGGAGAGAAACAUCAUCCUGUUAAUAUCACUGUACACUCUGAAGUGAUUCUGGAGAGUCCUGUUCAUCCUGUGACUGAAGGAGAUAGUCUGACUCUACGCUGUUUAUAUCGAUACACAACUCCAUCAAACCUCAGAGCUGAUUUCUAUAAAGAUGGAUCACUCAUCCAGAAUCAAACUACAGAGAUGAUCAUCUCUCCUGUCUCAAAGUCACACGAGGGUUUCUACUCCUGCAAACACCCAGAGAGAGGAGAGUCACCCAAGAGCUGGAUCUCAGUCUCAGGGUUUCAUUCAGAAUCUCAGAUCUCUGUUCUCUGUAUACUCAGUUCUGUACUGGCAGCUUGUCCAUAUCUGCUGGUGACCGUCGUGCUGAUUUUCAAAUGCUGCAGAAUGAGAGAUAAAUCAUGACUGAUUUAUUAUUUAAAGCAUUUUCUUUGCUCACUGGGCUUAUUGUGAAGUGUGAGUGUUCAUUUUGGUAUCUGUGCUUUAGAAAAAGACAUGUUUGUCAAACAACUUUUCACUUUUCAGAAAAGCCAAAAAUAUAGAAAGAAAAAACAACAUAUAAAAUGCAAAUGCUGAGAAGAUUGCUCCUAUAUGUAUUUCUCAGACAGGGUUGGGUAUGAGCACAGCAUUCGAUAACAUCCACGUGCUUUUAAAAGGGUUAAAGAUUUAAAGGUAAUGAGAAAAUUAAUCAUUAAAUUAAAUAAAUAUUCUGAUAUAAUAUCUCAUGCGUUUGUGUAGUGGGAAUUUUUCCCUCUAGUGUAGGUGUCACCAAGCCAGCAGAGGGAGCCCUUACCUCCGGAUGAUCCGUGUUCACUCGCUCUGCUGCUACUUCCUGUUGUGGGACUAUAAAUACUGUAGCAGGCUCCUCACCUGCAGGUUGUAUUGUUUGAUUGUUGGUUGGUUGGUUUCUAGUUUUCCUAGCGAUUCCCUUGUCAUAGAUUCUUUGGUUUUGACCCUGCCUGUCUUUUGAUACUUUGAUUGUUUGCUGCCUGACCCGACCUCUGCCUGUUUUUGGAUUCUGUUGUUUGCUGUGAUUUGACGCCUGCCUCCUUUGACCAUGUCUUUGUUCAAUAAAAGCCAGUGAAUGGAUCCGCACGCCUCAGACCCCUCAUUCAUGACAGACGGGGUUGCAGUAAUAUUAUGGUAUCUUGGAUAACUAGAGAAAUUACAAGACCUAAGUCUUCAACCCCUAGUACAUUUAAUUUCUGUACCUAAAGUAUGUUUUUAUUUAGUAACAACGACUGAGGAUUGAAGGACAGUAAUUUAAUAACGUACACGGUAGCUCUCUGUGUUUUAAUACUAACCCUACUUUUCCUCUAUAGCCCAAAACGUGCAAAAGUGUGUUUAUUUGUACAGUGUUUGGUAGAUGAAAAGAAUAACACAACAUUAACACAAUAAAUAAACCAAAAUAAA
This is a messenger RNA of Puntigrus tetrazona (Sumatra barb), 2826 nucleotides long. Its product is annotated as Fc receptor-like protein 5. Gene Ontology annotation, molecular function: transmembrane signaling receptor activity. The transcript has 10 exons. The record is from RefSeq and is a predicted model, not a curated record. Gene Ontology annotation, biological process: cell surface receptor signaling pathway. Bases 7 to 1818 code for a protein of 603 amino acids. NCBI's taxonomy places the organism in Eukaryota, Metazoa, Chordata, Actinopteri, Cypriniformes, Cyprinidae.